Molecule: messenger RNA, 663 nt
Organism: Cooperia oncophora
Lineage: Eukaryota; Metazoa; Nematoda; Chromadorea; Rhabditida; Trichostrongylidae
Source: the annotation of a GenBank genome assembly
AUGAUCUGCUUGUCGUUUAGACUUGACGAUUACGGUACUGAUCGUCUUAACUACUAUUAUACAACCAUGGUGAUUAUGGUCUUAUCAGUGACGAUUACUGCCAAACAGUACGUCGGUUCACCGUUGCAGUGCUGGGUACCGGCUCAGUUCUCAAAAGCUUGGGAACAAUAUGCAGAAGACUAUUGUUUCGUGUAUAACACCUAUUGGGUUCGGCCCGAUGACGAAAUUCCAACUUCAGUUGACACAAGGUCCGUUGACAGCCGCUUCGCGACCGCCCGCGACGAUGAUUCACAAAUAACAGCUCUAAUAUUCAGAAUCGCUCAGCAAUUGCUUUACUAUCAAUGGGUUCCUUUCAUAAUGGCUCUGGAAGCCGCAUUCUUCUAUCUACCCGUGAUAUUUUGGAGUCACGUCAACAACAGAUCUGGUCUGAAUGUUGAAAAUCUUGUUCGUAUGGCUGUGGCAGCUGAAACGGCGGAGGAUUCCGGUCGUGAAAAGAAGGUGUCAACCAUUUGUACUCAUCUCGAGCACAGUGUUGAGCUUCAAAUGUCUCUUGGUGAAGGGGCCACUUUUCUUACGCAUCUCAGCAAAUUUGGUCAACUAGACGGAACCUAUGUGUGCAAGUUCGUUUCGGUUCUAUUUGUUAUUGAUCAAUUCAUCAAAUAA